Molecule: messenger RNA, 6001 nt
Organism: Nilaparvata lugens (brown planthopper)
Lineage: Eukaryota; Metazoa; Arthropoda; Insecta; Hemiptera; Delphacidae
Gene: EndoA
Product: endophilin-A
Exons: 12
Coding region: 430-1584 (384 amino acids)
Biological process (GO): synaptic vesicle uncoating
Cellular component (GO): cytoplasm; presynapse; glutamatergic synapse
Molecular function (GO): protein binding
Source: RefSeq, a predicted model, not a curated record
UAAUUGAAAUCAAUAGAUGAAUUCACCAGUUCACAGUUCCCUUGCAAGUCUUGGGUAGUGUCAUUUACUGUCACAGUUUGUGGGUUAUAAGUCUGUCUAGACUUUUCUUCGUAAAAUAAUAUAUUGUCGCCGUUUUAGUAUCCGAUCUUCAAAUUUGGUUUAUUAAUUGUGCGCAAAUCAAUUUUCAAGCUAUCCUGUUGUGAAAAUGAGUCAUCAGUAGUUACUAUAGAUCACUUUCGCUAGGACUCUCGGUGCGUGAAAAUCGAUAAGUUGUAUUUCUAUUAGGUUAGUUUUUGUUCAACAGUUGAUCGUUUUUCGGAUUAUUUUGCUUUAACUGAUCACUUCUAAUUACAAAUUCACCUUCCAGACUUGUUUCAGAAGCUCUCUCACGUCAAUAGAAGCAGCGCAAGACAAUAACAUAAAUUCAAAAUGGCGUUCGCUGGGCUGAAAAAACAGAUCAACAAAUGCAAUCAGUAUAUGACAGAGAAGAUGGGUGGCGCUGAAGGCACCAAACUGGAUGUCGAUUUCGUUGACAUGGAAAGAAAAACAGACGUCACCUAUGAGCUGGUGGAUGAACUGCAGCUGAAGACAAAGGAGUUCCUGCAGCCGAACCCGACAGCGCGAGCCAAGAUGGCCGCCGUAAAGGGCAUCUCGAAGCUGAGUGGCCAGGCCAAGGCCUCCACCUACCCGCAGCCCGAGGGACUUCUCGGCGACUGCCUCUCCAUGUACGGCAAGAAGCUCGGAGACGACAGCAUGUUCGGCCAAGCAAUGCUGGAGUUUGGGGAAGGGCUGAAACAGAUGGCGGAUGUCAAGUAUGCCUUGGAUGAUAGCACGAAACAGAACUUCCUCGAGCCUCUGCAUCAUCUGCAGACCAAGGACCUCAAAGAAGUCAUGCAUCACCGAAAGAAAUUGCAGGGACGUCGUCUAGAUUUUGACUGCAAGCGGCGACGUCAAGCAAAAGAUGAUGAGAUACGUCAGGCUGAGGAGAAAUUUGCAGAAUCCCUCCAUCUUGCUCAGAUGGGAAUGUUCAAUCUACUCGAAAAUGACGUUGAGCAGGUAUCUCAGCUUGUGACUUUUGCUGAAGCGCUUCUGGAAUAUCACCAGCAGUGCACAGAGAUCAUGAAAACUGUAGUUGAAAAUCUACAAGAAAAAUGCAGCGAAGCAGCCAACCGGCCCAAAGUUGAAUUUGUGCCGAAGACGUUGGCAGACCUGCACGUGGAGGGAAUUUCGGAGGGCAUGAAUGGAGGCUCUCAGCCAUCUUCGCCUGUUCACUCCAAGCCAAAUCAGCUCGAUUUGGCUGGAGCUGGAAGGCCAAAUUCUUCUUUGUCGCAGAAUGCUUCUCCAUUGCCAUCUCCAGUUAAAAGUUCUCCAGCUAGAACUCCGAUGAAUGCGGGAGGAAAGUCGCCAUGUUGCACAGCCCUGUACGAUUUCGAACCGGAGAACCCUGGAGAACUUGGAUUUAAAGAAGGUGAUACAAUUCUGCUGACUCAGGCUGUCGACGAGAACUGGUUCGAAGGCAGCCUCAACGGACGCACCGGCUACUUUCCCGUCUCUUAUGUCCAAGUCGUCGUCCCGCUGCCGUAAGCGGCAACGAAUCCCGCAACACAUCACGGUAAACAGAAGAAGUAAGCGCAAGCGAAUAGCUCUAGAAUUAUUACUAUUAUCGUGCAAGGAUGAGGAGGAGGAGAAGGGGCAUCCUUGAACGAAGAGCGCUAAAAAUGAUUAUUCUGAUGAUAUUCAGUCACUGUUAUUAUUAUACUAAUUAUUAAUUAUUGAACGUCUACAUCGUAAUUAUUGUAUAAUAUACUAUAUCUAUCUAUUGUUUCUCCUGCCGCUUGCAUUCUUGCAUAUAUAGUGUUCUAUAGUUGUUGAUAUUUAAAUUAUUAAUGAUACCCAGAUACACAAACAAAUAUUACACGGAGUACUUCUGUUUGAGUAGUACUGUAAGUUUACUGAUAUUAUAUAAAUGUGUGUGACUAAAUUUCAAUUGCUUGUGAUGAAAUAAAUAUCGGAGUAGAGAUGGUGUGAUUAGGAAUGUCUAGUGAGAAAUGUUGAAGGUUUAAUAUUCUUAUUGUAUACGUUCUGUGUACAGUAAAUUGUUCCAGUUCCAAUCACGUGACUAGUGUAAAAUGUUCCCAUGGAACGCCAUUUCAAAAUCGUUGGUUCAAGCUUUUGGCACGCACUUAUAAAGUUGAUUUACACCAAAAUGAGUCGUUCACUAGCUGCGUGAAUGAAGGAAGGCUGUUUUACAAACUUACCGUCUAGAAAAGUGUGAAUUUCUUUCAUUCCAUUACUCUCAAAUUUUCUAUAGAGAAAAAUUCAUUUAACGAAUGGUUAUCAAACAUAAUUUUGUUGGUUAUGUAUUCUAUGGCUAUGCUAUGGUAAGCAAGCUAUCAGCGCAUGCGCAGCCGCAGAGAAGCAGAGACUACAAAAUUCAAUCGACCAAUGAGAGCUCGGAUAUUUGGAACUGUACCUAGUUGGAACAAUUUACCAGGCUUCGACUGUGGGGCAGGAACUUGGAACUGGAACUGGUUUCUGGUACAGAAUCUGUCAAAAUUCUUCCCAUGGGACGAGGAACUUUUCACCUGGUAAAUUGUGAAUCGGACAAUUUACCACAUUCUAUGUACACAGAACGGGCCCAAUUAAUUCAUUCUUAUUAGUACAGCUUUCUCAUUCAAUUCUAUGCUAAAAGCUUUGGCUUUUGCCUAAUUUUGAAAGUUUUGAGAGUUAAUCGACUUGUUCCUGAUUUUUAUUCAAUUAUUGUAGUUUCUUAUCAGAGGAAACUACAGUUUUUAUACUCUAAUAAUUGAUGUAACUUCCGACUUGAAAUACAUUGUAUUACCUAUCUUAUACAUGUUACACCAAGUCAGUAUAAUUUACAUCAUAAAGAGUAUAGUAGAUAGUAAAACAGAGUUAUUAUUAAACUGUUGUCAAAAUAAGAAAACGUACAGUUGUCUCUCAAUGUAUAAAAAAUGAUUAAAAUUCUUAUUGUGUACUGUAAUUUUUCUUGAUUUUUUUUCAAUUCAUAAAAAUAUUAUUCUCAACCACAUUCUUUCUCCAGAAUCAUUUUUUGCCAGGUUUUAAUUUUACAUUCACGUUCCACUAAGACAUUCGUAACUCACAGAAAGUUUCCGCUCUAUUGAUAAAAUCCAAAUAGUUUUUACUGUGAACUCCAUAAUAAUCGUUAUUAUUAUCUUACCGUACAAUUGAUAAUUAGUCAGAAUAAUAGCCUAAGUAAUAAAAAUUUUGACAUUAUUAUAUAAAUUCCAGUCAAAUAAUAAAACAAUAGAAUAACUGUUGGAUCAACAGGAGAAAUACUGAGGAAAAACCGAUUGCUGUCUUAAUAAAUGUAAUUAUGAUGAUACUAUUAUCAUGUUAGAUAAUUAUAUGUAAGCUAUUCAAUUAUAAUACUCUCACAAAAAGCAUCCAAAAUCGACUGUCAAUUCUUUAAAUAAUGAUAAACAAAGCAUUAUUAAAUAUCACGUAAAGUUUUCGUAAGCAGUUGAAUAAAAUAUCAGCUUAACAUUUAUUUCAUCGUGGAUUGCAGCAUAAAUUUACAGUUUAAUAAUUCAAAAGCAAGUGUUUAGUUUUUUUAAUUCCAGCAGAAUUUAUUAGAAGUAACAUUUUAAACUCACUGGCUUUGCCAAAAUUGUUGUUAUGAUACUAUACUGAACGAUAUUUUUUCUAGGUAACUGAAUAUUUGAUUGCUGAUUGUUUAACUGGUUCAAUACGUUUGUUUCUACUGUAUUUUAAUUAUUCUUAAUGUUAUUUUAUUGUUUUAAUCUUUUAUGAAGCUUGAUUUGAUGAUCUGUUUUAAAUAGCUGGAAUUUAAAGUUUCCAAUAAAUUUUACGUCUUGAGUUUUGUUAUAGUGGUAUCAGUGACUGUAUUUAUUGUUUUUUGACUCUCGCUUCAUCAAGCUAACUUUUUAAUUUCUGAUGGACUCCAAUAAUCUGAAUUCCAAAAUCCAAAUAUCUGAAGGUCUUUCAACAAUCCUUCUCAUAGCUUACAGCUAUGCUUAUAGUAUUAAUUUGUCAAUUCUUUUAUUAUUUAAUCUAAGCGUCUAGCAAAUCAGAUGAUUUAAUUUCAUCAAUUGACUUGAUACACUUGAGUUUUUUCAAUGGAUUUUUAACUAGUUAUGGAGAAUUUAGUUUGAGACUGUUAAUUUACCUGAAAAUUUUAAUUCCACAUCACUCUUUUUAUUCAAAUAUUGACAGAGUUAAUAAAAACAAUAUAAAAACCUUGUAGUACCCUUUAUUAUUAAAAACUUUUAAUAUUUCAAUGACUAGUUUCGACCCUAACUUAGGUCAUUUUAAAGUUUUUAAUAAUAAAGGGUACUACAAGUUUUUUAUAUUGUUUUUAUUAAUUUGUUGUUUUAAGUAGCCCAUUUAAGUAAAAUGUUUUUAUUGACAGAGUUCUUUCCUAUAAACUAUGAUGUAUUCCAAUAUUCGAGUUGAAAUGAUCCGAGUAUUUCAUAUUAAGUUGACUAGUUUUCAAUUAGUUUUAAUUUAUACUCUUCCACAUGGUAUUCUCUUAUGGAAAAUUCUCGUUUUCUUCGACAAGUUUAUUGAGAAAAUAGGAAAUAUCAAAGAUAUCGUUAAAAUUUGAUACGUUUGGAAAUAUCUUGGAAAGAUAAUACAUUUAUAAAUGUUCUAUCCAUAAAUAUCACCGUUCGACAUGGUAUCAACAAUACUUGAAAAAAGUCUUAGCAGAUCCAAAGCAUAUGAAGCUAUUUCUUUUUAGCAAAUUCACAUCUGUGCUAGAUAUUAUGACAUGCUAUCUAGACGUGCUAGUCUAUAAUGAGAGUCACAUUCUAAAGUUAAAACAUCCGAUUAACAUUGGUUCGCUCACUUUGUCAGUCAUUAGACAAAUUAUUAAAUCAUUGAAAAUAUAUGCUAUUGAUCAAUGAAAUGUAUUAUUGGAAAUAGAAAUAUCAACAAUAAUUGAUUGUCAGAUGCACGGGAUCACAACUAUCAUCUUUAAUAAGAAGAAAAUUUACUAGAACAACUUUUAUUAGAAGAAAAUUUACAAUAAUCCUUUAAUAAUAUUCCUUUGGAAAAGGAAUCGUGGCAACUAUGCUCUCCUAUGAAAUCUAACGACUUUGAAACGUGAAUAAAAUUUUUAUUCUGGAUUUUCAACAGUCUCAGAAAAAUCUUAAUAUUCAUCAAUGAAUGGUACAGGAUCUGAGCUAUUUGCUCAACUGAAUCAUAAUAAAAUACUGAAUGUUAUGAGUGAAUUAAUCUUGCCAAUAUAUUUAUCCAGAAUAAAAUAUUUGGAUUAGUAUAUUUUAAUAAUUAUAAUAUUGUGAGAAUUAUUCAGCGAAAUAUCUCAAAAAAAUUUGAAAUGGUAUUUCCAAUUAAAUUAUAAUUUUAUUGUUGUUAGACUUAUUGAGUGAAUUAUGAAGAAGUGAUCUUCGUAAGAUUAAUUUGAUAAAAUAACAACUAUUUUUUUGUAGAUUGUUUUCGGUUACUGAACUUCCUUCUUUUUACUGUUUAUUAUAAUAUUAUCGCCGGUUUUACAUAGUAAAUUUUGGUACUCGUGUGUUGAAAAUCAACUCACUGAUAAAUAUUUUGAGUAGACGAUCCUGAUCUUUAUUCAUUGUUUCAAACAUUUACUUCCAUAAUAUCUUCUUAUCCAGAUUUGUUUUUUAUAGAUCAUUUAUAUAGUCACAACGAAUAAAUUUGUGAAAUUCAUUCACAAUAUUAUUCUAUUCAAUCCUUUAACCAUAUUCCCCGCCAAAAAUGUUUCAAUUAUUGUAAAAAAGAUUAAUAAGUUAGCAAGAAAAUAUGUACAUUUGCAUAGAUUUAGUCUAGGUAUAUUUUGUUGCCAUUGCUAUUGAAAGAAAUUUAGUGGUAGUUAUUUAUCAAUCAUUGAAAAUGUUUUUCUGAGAAAAUUGUGUUGAUUGUUUUAAAGUAAAUAUUUUAUGCUAGUCGCAAUUGAUAUUUGUAUAAAAUAAAUAUUGUAUAAUUAUCUGUAAUAAAGUAUUGUUGCUGAAACAAAAUA